This is a messenger RNA of Oryza brachyantha (malo sina), 775 nucleotides long. RefSeq lists its product as uncharacterized. The transcript is spliced from 2 exons. NCBI's taxonomy places the organism in Eukaryota, Viridiplantae, Streptophyta, Magnoliopsida, Poales, Poaceae. Bases 146 to 427 code for a protein of 93 amino acids. The record is from RefSeq and is a predicted model, not a curated record.
GAGAGAGAGAGAGAGUGAGAGAGGAACAGAGCUCCGAAAGAAAGAAAGACAUCGCCCGCGACGGCGAGAGGAGAGAGUGCAAUCGAGUUCACCAGGAAGCGGCGGCGUCCGGAGAGGAGAGGAGAGGAGGGGCCGAGCACCGACCAUGUCGUGCCUUGGCCGGGCGGCGGUGCCGGUGAAGCGGGUGUGGCUCGGCCUCACCGCCCGCCUCGGCCUCCGGCGAACCACCGGACUGGGCAAGCUGCGGAACGAGGUGCGGACGUGCGAGUACAGCGACGUGCACGUCAUGUGGGAGAUGCUCCGCACCAUGGACGCCGCGCCGCCGCGGCACGGCGGCGUCCCCGGCGGCAGGAGGACGACGAGCGGGAGGAGGGGCCCCGCCGCCGCCGCGUGGAGCCGCCUGGUCUCCUUCUGCUGCGCUUUCUGAGCUCUGUUCAUCCGAUUCAGAGACUGAUGGUGGUGACGAUGAUGAUGAUCCAUCUGAUGCAGUUUUUGUGUUCUUGAUCAACCGCGACGUCCCAGGCUGCGUUUGAAUUUUGAAACGGAGGAAUCUGCAGGAAUUUCACGCGAAAUCCGUUCAGUUCAAUUUGAAUUCAAUUCUCUUAGAGAAGGGGAUGAAAUUAUUUGGAUUCGAAAGCGGGUAGUGGACCGUAGCAAGAGGUUCUAUGCGUUUCGCUUGUGUUCAUGAGUUGGUAUACAUAUGCUCCUCUGCUUUUUCAUUCUUGUACAUUACUACGAAUACUAUGCUGCUGAAUGUACAGACACAAUUUUGUUC